Molecule: messenger RNA, 333 nt
Organism: Abrus precatorius (Indian licorice)
Lineage: Eukaryota; Viridiplantae; Streptophyta; Magnoliopsida; Fabales; Fabaceae
Product: protein LITTLE ZIPPER 1-like
Exons: 2
Coding region: 1-333 (110 amino acids)
Source: RefSeq, a predicted model, not a curated record
AUGUGCUCUUUCUCUUCAGAACAGUCACCAACCCUUGUUUUUGCCGCUCGCCAACCAUGGCCAUCCAAGAGACAGCACAGGCACCUUCAAUUCAGCCUCCAUAAAAGAAGGAGAGCACAAUUGCAAGAGGCAAGACGAAGGAAAAGGAUGAUUGUCUUGAAGACAGAUAUUGAAAUGAGAAACUUGAAAUUGUACAUGGAGAACAAAACCAUCAUAGAGGAGAAUGAGAAGUUGAGGAAGCAAGCAUUGCUUCUUCACAAAGAGAAUCAGACUCUCAUAUCUCAACUUCAAAAGAAGCUUUCUCAAGAACAUAACAGCAAAACUAGUUACUAG